CCAAUAUGGCGGCGUCCACAGGAGCCUGGGAAAAUCGCUCAUGUCCGCCAACGGAGCCGUUUGGGGGCGCGUGCGGAGCCGCCUCCGAGCCUUCCCGGAGCAUCUGGCGGCCUGCGGGGCCGAGGCUUCGGCGUACGGCAGGUGCGUGCAGGCCUCCACCGCCCCCGGAGGCCGCCUGAGGAAGGAUCUGUGCGCGCGCGAGUUCGAGGCCCUGAGAAGCUGCUUUGCCGCCGCGGUAGGCCAAGAAGACCUGAUGGAGGCACCUAGGAAGGGCUGUGGGCACAGGUGCCUUGUACUGAUGACACACGGAGAGCUUUGGGGACUGAAAGAAGGUGUGGCUGGAGGCGGUCCUGGUGUUUAUGUUUCUUCUAGGCUUGAACCUUGGGCAGGGCAGGGUUUGUUUAUCGAUCUGAUUUCGAUUAAGAUGUAACAGAAACAGCAAUGAAGAUUAUUUAAUUCGG
Molecule: messenger RNA, 461 nt
Organism: Microtus oregoni (creeping vole)
Lineage: Eukaryota; Metazoa; Chordata; Mammalia; Rodentia; Cricetidae
Product: NADH dehydrogenase [ubiquinone] 1 alpha subcomplex assembly factor 8
Exons: 3
Coding region: 41-430 (129 amino acids)
Biological process (GO): mitochondrial respiratory chain complex I assembly
Cellular component (GO): mitochondrion
Source: RefSeq, a predicted model, not a curated record